Molecule: messenger RNA, 4262 nt
Organism: Astyanax mexicanus (Mexican tetra)
Lineage: Eukaryota; Metazoa; Chordata; Actinopteri; Characiformes; Acestrorhamphidae
Gene: adam12b
Product: ADAM metallopeptidase domain 12b
Exons: 23
Coding region: 328-3339 (1003 amino acids)
Biological process (GO): proteolysis
Molecular function (GO): metalloendopeptidase activity
Source: RefSeq, a predicted model, not a curated record
UGAUUGGACAGCGCGGGCUGAGUGCUCCGCGGCUCCACGUGCGCGGCGGCGCUUCAUUCAGGGUUUGCAGCGUCCGGAGCUCGCCGGACACGAUCCUCCUCCUCCCUCCUCUCCGCGCGGAUCUGCUUCUGUAUCUCCCGCUCAGGAAACUUAGUUAUGUGUGUGUGUGUGUAAGUGUGUGUAUCUCCCCCUCGGGGGCUCGCGCCGCCCCGCCUCCAGCAGUUUGGGAUUUUAAGCGUAUUGUCGGAAGUCCCUCGCAUCCUGUCACAUCCUCUGCGCGCGAGCGUAUGGGAGCGGGUGUGUGCGAGCGAGUAUGUGAGUGUGUGUAUGUAUGUAUGUGUGUGUGCGUGUGUGGGAGUGUUUAAAGGGAGUAUAGUAAUAUUAAGGAGAGCCCUCGCGCCGGUUCUUCUUCCAGCUCCGCGAGCCGCGGGGAACAUGGGCAGCGGGCGGCGCGCGGGGCUCUGCGCUGUGCUGCUGCUGCACGCGCUGGCGUGGCUCGCGCUCGGACUGACAGGAGAUUUAUCAGAAGAGAGGAGAUUAAGGAGUGCCGUUACCAAACUGGAACGUUACCACACUACGGUACCACUGCUGCUGCUGCCGGACGGAAACGAGCCUCAGCCAAUCAGCUGGCUUAAAUCCAGGAGUCCUCCCGCUUCACUGCAGAUAUUGAUAGAGGCAGAAGGUCAGCUGUUGAUCCUGUCUCUGGAGAAGAAUGAGGGUCUCUUCAGCAGCAGUUAUAGUGAAACGCACUACAGAGAGGACGGAGAAGCUGUUACUCACACUCACAACACUAUGACGAACUGCUAUUACCAUGGCAAGGUCCAAGGACACGCCCACUCUGAUGUCAGUCUCAGCACUUGCUCCGGUCUCAGGGGCUUCAUCUUACUUGAAAAUGAGACGUUGAUGGUGGAACCUGCGUUUGAGCCGGAGAACGGUACACAUGUGAUCUACAGAGCAGAGCUUCUGACCCCGCCCUCUGGAACCUGCGGCCACGGACACAACAUCUCCACCUUUAAUCACAGAGGAUCUGCAGGAUUUCUACAGUCCAUCAACAGCAGGUAUAAACGAGACGCCCAGAAGACCACCAAAUACGUGGAGCUGAUUAUCGUGGCGGACAACAGGGAGUUUCAUAAACAGGGUAAAGACGUAGAGAAGGUCAAGCAGAGGCUGGCUGAGAUCGCCAAUUACGUGGAUAAGUUUUACAGGGCGUUGAAUAUCCGUGUAGCUCUGGUGGGUUUGGAGGUUUGGAGUGAUUCUGAUAAAUGUCCCGUGACUCAGGACCCGUUCACCACGCUGCACGAGUUUCUGGACUGGAGGAAACUCAAACUGCUGCCCCAGAGACGCCACGAUAACGCCCAGCUCAUCAGUGGCGUUUAUUUCCAGGGCACCACCAUUGGCAUGGCCCCCAUCAUGAGCAUGUGCACCGUGGAGCAGUCCGGCGGCAUCGUCAUGGAUCACUCGGAUAACCCCCUGGGAGCAGCCGUGACGUUAGCGCAUGAGUUGGGACACAACUUUGGAAUGAACCACGAUACUCCGGAGCGGGGGUGCGGCUGCAGGAUGACAGUAGAUCGGGGGGGCUGCAUCAUGACCCCCUCCACAGGGUACCCGUUCCCCACCGUGUUCAGCACCUGCAGUAAGAAGGAUCUCGCUGCCAGUCUGGAGAAAGGAGUGGGCAUGUGCCUCUAUAACAUGCCUGAGGUGAAAGUUCUGUACGGAGGACAGAAAUGUGGAAACGGCUACGUGGAGGAAGGAGAGGAGUGCGACUGCGGAGAGCUGGAGGAGUGUAUGAACCCCUGCUGUAACGCCACUACCUGCACUCUGAAAGGAGACGCUGUUUGUGCUCACGGACAGUGCUGUGUAGACUGCCAGCUGAAGCUUGCUGGAACACCCUGCAGGGAGUCCAGUAACUCCUGUGACCUGCCGGAGUUCUGCACCGGCUCCAGCCCCCACUGCCCUGCUAACGUCUACCUGCACGACGGCCACGCCUGUCACAACGCAGACGGAUACUGCUAUAACGGCAUCUGCCAGACGCACGAGCAGCAGUGCAUCACCCUGUGGGGACCAGGAGCCAAACCUGCACCCGGGAUCUGCUUUGAGCGGGUGAACUCAGCCGGGGACCCCUAUGGGAACUGUGGAAAGGAUUCCAAAGGCUCUUUCGCCAAAUGUGAACCACGAGACUCCAAGUGUGGUAAAAUCCAGUGCCAGGGGGGAGCCAACAGGCCCGUCAUUGGUACCAAUGCUGUUUCCAUAGAAACCAACAUCCCGCUGCAGGAGGGGGGGCGUAUCCUGUGCAGGGGGACACAUGUGUACCUCGGGGAUGACAUGCCCGACCCGGGACUGGUACUGGCGGGCACCAAAUGCGCCGAGGGCAUGAUGUGUUUGAACAGGCAGUGUCAGAAUGUCAGCGUGUUCGGAGUGCACCAGUGCUCGGGGAAGUGUCACGGCAGAGGGGUGUGUAACAAUAAGAAGAACUGCCACUGUGAAGCUCAUUGGGCGCCCCCGUUCUGCGAGAGGGCGGGGUUUGGGGGCAGUGUGGACAGUGGACCAAUGAGAUUGGCAGAUGUGCGUGUGUGUGUAUUAAUGUGCGUGUUGUCCUAUGUGACGUCAGCUGACAGCCGGGCGGUGGCGGUGGGGCUGGUGGUCAGUGUUCUGGUCCUGCUGGCCGCCGGGCUGGUGGUCUGUCUGAAGAGGAGGACUCUGGUCCAGCUGCUCUUCGCCAACAAGAAGAGCACCAUCCAGAAACUCAGGUCGGUGGGAUGGAGUAGAGCCCCCAGUCCUCCUCAGACUCAGCCAGUAUACAGAGGAUCACCCCUCCACAAAUCACCAUCCAGAGCUGCCAGCUGCAGGUUAGAGAAGCCAUCUCAUCUCAGUGCUGAGCCUCUCCUCCCGCCUCCGAACUUCCACUCCCACAGUUUACGGCGGUUACCCCAGUUCCCCGCCCAGUGUCGGCCCCUCCACAUCAGCCACCCCAUGCCAAUCACGCUGGGUGUGGGCGUGGCAACCGGCCUGCAGGCCCUGCCUCCUGUGCCACCCCACAGGCCUCUGCCCAAUCACACGCAGUCUCCGGUCAAAGCAGCACCUUUCCUCACGCUCCCCCGUCAGCUGCCCUACAGAGUCCAUCAGGAUCCUGAUAAACCCAGUCCUCCCCAGAAGCCGCUGCCAGCAGAUCCUCCGGUUAGAGGAUCCAGACUGGGUCGCAGUACAUCAGCAGUAGGCGUGCACACACAGGGCCCCGGGCCCUUACCUAUACCAAUCCCUACUGUACCACUACCCCCACCUGCUAUACCACAGCCAGCCAGGCCCCCACCACGGCUACCACAGUCUUUAUACGAGCGCUGACAUGAGGUCCCGGCGAGAUGAGGACAAAUUCCACCAGCUUAUGAACACAAUUAUUUGCACUAUGAAACUCUAUUGGACCCACUGGUCACCCCUGCGGAACUCCUCGCAGUGUCUCUGAGUCUCAGAGAGAAGGAAUCUGAGCCUUGGUGCUGUGCCUCAGAAAAGGUGCUCAGAGUCCUCACUCAGGUACUGCAGAACUGUCGAACAUGAAGAAGAGGAAGAAGAGGAAGAUGUGUAUUUAUUGUCCGAAGAACACGAUGCACUGUGGUCACCACUUUUUGUAUGGUAGCAUCAUUGUGAACUUUUUAUUACUCUGUUUGUGCUCUUCUUCUCGUCAGCGUUAGGCACACUCGUCGAUUCCAGAUCACUGGAGUAAAUUAUUUUAUUCGUGCUUUUUUUUUUUUUUACAUUUUCUCUCUAUCUGGGGGGAACAACAUGUGACAUUACUUUGUGAUCAUUUACACUUUAUUGGAACAGAUUAGUGAGCGGGUGCUGUGAAUUAUAGAACUAAUCCUACUUGAAAGCAACCAGAGUGACUUAGAAACUGGAGCUUGAAUAUAAACUGCAUUUAGAACAUUUAAAAAGGUUUUAGAGACAAACGCUAUACUUAUAAUUUCUGUUUACUAUUUUUACACUAUAGUGAGGAACCAUAGAUAAGUCAGAAAUGUUAACUUAGAGCUUAAAGUCCACAAAUUAAAUGCAAACAGAAUGCAAAAUGUUUGGGAAAGUGCACCGCUGUUGCAGAAGGACUACUUUAAACAUAGCUUGAAAAUGCUAAAUUACAUUAAAAAAACAUUGUGCUAGUUUUCUAGAUUAAGAUUAAGUCUAGUCAAGGACUACAGAGAGUUUUAAAUGGGUAUUUACUAUUAUUUGCACAUAAAUUCCUUUAAUUUUCCAAAAAAAAAAAAAAAAAAGAAAAACAA